CAACACCUUAUGGGAAAAUAGUGUGAAUGAGAAGAUUUGGAGUCUUUUGCUGCUGUCAUUUUGAAAUUCUUGUCAGUCAGGUUUCAGGACUGAACAACAAUAAAGUCACACUUGGUUACAGUUUCUGACAGUGAAUUUUAUACAGUGUAUUCAUCUGUUUAGGAGUAGUGCUUUCAUACUUACUACUGACAAGGAAUAGAAAAAUAAAUACGAAUAAAUUUUGCUUAUAAUAUGAACAGAUUGGGUUUUUUUUCUUAGAAAUACACGCUAACUUCCUGACAUGCCAGUUCCCUUACUUUCAAUUAUAAUGCUAUAUUAGUAUUGAAUUUUAUAUUAAAUUUUCUGUUUAUUAGGAAAUGUCAGAAAUGUGUAUCAGUGCCAGUGGGCUACUGAGAAGAUGUGAUUCAGCUACUGAAUUUCCUCAGUAGCAGAUGAAGAUGUCAAACCAUUUACUCCUGAGAAAACCAAGGAAAUUGUGAUGUCGCUACAGCAACCUGCAGUCUUCUGUAACAUGGUUGGCAACUGGCCAGCCCUGCACUGGAAUGUGAAAUACCUUUCUGCUGUGCUGGAGGGAAAGGCAAUCCAGUUUAGGCUGGGCCUGAAGACAGUGGAUUUAGUUCCCCAGUUUGAAACCAGUUGUAGCUACGUGGAAGCUACACUUGAGGAGUUUUUGGCUUGGAGUUCUGGGCAGCCUUCUUGUCUCUCUGGACCAUUCAGUUGUUAUGAUUACUCCAAAUACUGGGCUUAUGCUGACUACAAGUACAUUGCCAGGAUAUUUGAAGACAAGCCAGAAAUAUUCCAGGAUGUAAGGUGGUCUGACUUUGGUUUUCCUGGAAGAAGUGGAAAAGAGAGCACACUGUGGAUUGGUUCUGAAGGAGCAAACACCCCCUGCCAUUUGGACUCCUACGGCUGCAACUUAGUGCUGCAAGUACAAGGAAGGAAGAGAUGGCACCUCUUCCCACCUGGUGACACCAGUUUCCUUUAUCCUACCAGGAUCCCUUAUGAGGAAUCCAGCAUAUUCAGCAAAGUCAACAUUGCCAACCCUGAUCUGAAACGCUUUCCCGAGUUUAGGAACUCAACAGCACAUGUUGUUACACUCAGUCCAGGACAGGUCCUGCUCGUUCCAAGGCACUGGUGGCACUAUGUGGAAUCCAUUGAUCCUGUCACUGUCAGCAUUAACUCUUGGAUUGAACUGGAUGCAGAUCAUGAAGCCCGAGUAGAAGAGGCAAUAACUCGAAUGCUGGUAUGCGCCAUAAAAUCAGCAGAAAAUCCCAGUGAUGGAGAUCUCUGGCUAAAUCCCACGGAGGUUGAGGCAACAUCCCAUGAAAUCAAUCUUCAGUACCUGAAUAAAGCAGUGUCUGCAUACCUCAAGUGUCAGGAGACAAGUGUGUCAGGACAGGCACGCUCCAGCAGCACCGGUGCAAAGCAGAGGACAAAUACCUCAUGCAAGAGGAAGAGAAGGGAAUUUGGCUGUGAACCAGGGAGCUGCACAUUACUAACCCAGGAAUGUGAUGUUCCAACACCCACAGCAGAAGAGCUGCAGAAAAUACCUUUUGGGCCUCAUCUUAUUCAGGUUUUACCACAGUCUCACAAAACCAGUGUGAUGGGUGCAGUUGCAGUUGAAAGUGACAGUGGAGAUCUCCAUGAAAAUGAAGGAGAACAUUUUGGAAAAUUACAGUGCAAGAGGAAGAGAUUGUUAAUGAGUAAUGACUGUGAGACAGCUGCACAUCAAAUGGAUUCAGACUGCAGUCCGUGCACUUCACAAACAGCCCUUUCUACCAAUGACUUGUUAGACUGUCUGGUUAAUCCUCGUGUCAUCAGUUUGGUGGCUCAGCUGCUGUUGGAGAGAAUGAGAGUGUGAUGCUGGAGUGCUUUAUCAUUGCUGAAACAGAAAUCAAACAGCAGCCUUGUUCUGCAUGUUUAAGAUCUGUAAUAAUUGAAUGUUCCAUUUCAAGUAAUUUUUAGGUACAGAUAGACACAGUUAAUGGUUAAGUGCAGGUUGAAGUUGAGCUGAAAGAAGAAUAGCUGGUUAGUGAUGGCUGGGAAGAGAAAAGUGUGUUUAGUCAGGGAGCUGCUCAAUGUUAUGAGAGCACACACAGUCACACUCCCACUGUGCUGUGCAAGUGGGAUCUUCACAGUGUUCUACAGCUCUGAGCUGGAAAACAAUAUGGCUUGAUGAUGGAUAGCAGAGGGAGUGCUGGGACAUGGUCACAGCAAAGGGGGACCGGGGGGGAGCAGAUAGAUUGACGGACUGUCGACUGCAGUCCUUGACCACAUUUGAAGUGAAAUAGUCAGUAAGCAAUCAGUUGAUUACAUUAGAAAUAAUAAAUUCAGGUAAACCUAAACCUCAGCCAAGAGACAAUGCACUCACUAAUGCAUCUACUUCCUCCCUUCCACUAAAUAACUUCAGUUGUGUCACAAAGCUCUAGGCUGGAGUGAGACAAAAGCCCUUAGCAAGAAAGUAGCCUUUAGCUAGUUCAGAAACUCUUGAAGGUGGGAGAGUAAGGGCAUUGGGAAGUUGCUGCUAUUAUUUAUUUAAAGCCAGAUAUGCACAGUCCCCUAUCUCUAAGAAACAGCAAAACAGCUAUGACUUUUUACCCUCUGUCCUUCUCUUUACCAUAACAAUCAAAAUGUAUUAAUGUUAUUUUUUUGGUUGUAAAUGGUUGCUGUACAAGAUCAUCCUUUCUUCAAAGGAUAGUGAUCCUUGGAUUUGUUUUUGAAGGCUAGGUUGUUCUUUGAUUGAAAAGUUAGGGAACGUGAAAUAUAGGCAAGAAGGUUUGUUAACUCUGUAGUUAUGCACGGAGACUUGAACAAAACCUGGGAAGAAAGCUGCUGGCACCUUCCAGGAUGCUCUCAACUCCUCUGAUUUCUGUUUGUGGUGGCAACAGAGGCAUUUUCCCUAACUGCAGUUUCAAGAAACAGCUUCAGCUCCUGUGAAACCUCUGCUUUUACAAUGUCUCUUUGCUUAUGUCUGCUAGAGACCAAGAAACCAGUUUCUAUCAUCAGCCUGUUCCCAUAGCCCUAACCAUGCACCACCAGCCCUCCAGCUGGUAUUUCCUUUGCUUGGUGUGUGUUCCCUGCUAAAUACAUGAAGCUAGUGCUGUUUCCACAGUGAUCACCUUCCACUAAUUUAUAGUUGAAAAUCCUGAUUGCAAAGGUGCUUUCUGUCUGCUUUUAUUCAGAUUGCAUGUUGGCAGGGCCCUGAUGAAUUAUGGUAAGGGCUUUAGAUAUGCACCAGGAGAUCAGAAAUUCAGGAAACCUUGCCAUUUCAAAAAUCUCCCCAAAAACCUAACACACUUGGAAGAGGAGUUGAAAAGGCUCAAAGGUUCACGUUUAACAAGCACAGAAACCUUACCCUGAUGGAAACAACUGUGUAUGUAGUUUGCUGGAGACCCUGGCUUUGAAGAGUGGCUGUGAGUUAGCAGCAGAGGCCACACGAGCUCCAUCUCUGACCCACAAAUGGGCAGUUCCCAGUGUCCUGCUCUGCCCUGGUAAUUGGGCUCAGACCCUGAUAACACCUCAGCAAUGUGAGAAAAUCCACUGUCCUUGUUUCAUGUUUCUACACCAAAGAGUCUCAGUGGGGUUGCACCCUUGCAACCAGAGCAGAAUUUAAUAAACAAUCCUGUUGAUAGAGUUCCUGUUUGUGUGAUGGCACUGCUGUGACAAAGGAAUUCGGUCAGGAAUCUCUUAGGAAACAUCGUGGUCACCUCUGCUGCCUUUACCGAUUGACCAGGCUCAUAGGGAGCUGUCUGUGGAACAGGGCAGACCCAUUUUGAGGCACAGGCACAUCUCAGCAGAGCUGGGUUUAGCAAGACCCUGCUCAUGUCCUGCUGCUGGACUGGCCUUUCCGACGUUGACCAGAGGGGCUGGGACCAGCUAGAGAGCAUUGCUGCUGGGAGCAGUUGCACUGGGAAGGAAGGGUUACAAAUGACUCAUUUUAAUUCACUGAGCAAAAAUAGUCUUGCAAUAAAAAAACUUUUAUGUCUAGAACAGAUAGAGAUGGGGGAGGAGAAGCACAGGCAGUAAAGUGGAGGAGGAUGGCAGCAUCAUCUUCCACUCCCCACAGUGUGAACUUGCUUCGCUUAAGCUUUCCUCCCAACACACAGAUCAUCUUAAUGUACCCCAUGAAAUCCACACUGAACAGUCUGUCCUUGGAAAGGCUCACUGAACAUGUCAGGGGUCUCUGUAGGACUUGCCCUGAUCGCCUUUGGUGCCUGUGCCAGAGCACCCAUCUCGGGCUCAGUGUAGGAGCAGCAUUCUCCCAAGCUGAGCUGUGUUCAGUCACAUCCCUCACCACUCCAAUCACACCCUCUCUGUCUGGGGACAGUCACAGUUUAUGCCUGUCCAGGUGCAGCCCAUGAUUUAAGGGCCAGGCUGUGGCCAGAAGCCAUUAAGCCAAGGGGACAGGGAGAAGAGCGAGUGAGGCUGUUUAGGAUGCAAGGCAAAAGCACCAGAAGGACUUUGUGUCUCAGAGGUGCAAUAUAAAAUCUCAGCCAUACACUCUGCACACAGGGGCAGAGAGAGAAAUGACCACAAAUUCAGCAAGUCACGUAUGGCAAAUGGCUUGUGCACCAGUAAGAGAAAUUUAUGGCUCUGACCCGAUGCGCAGCGUGCCGAGUGCCACGAUUCCUGACGCCGUUUCUAAAUUCAUGGCCACUGCGUGCAGAAGCUCAGACGAGUUUCUACAUAUUCAUAGCGUUAAAAAUAAAUGAUUCCUGAUCUCUCUGGUGACAGCCUGUCUCCAAGAAGAGCAGGAACCCAGUGCUAACCCUCUGCAACUGCUGAUAAAAACUUUCUCCCCCAAGGAGGAGUAUUUCCCACACACUGUCAGCAGUGGGCACGGCAGCAGUUGAGAUCAUAACCCGGAGCCAUCACUGGGGUGGUCACAGUGGUGACAUGCUUGUCAUCUCUGCUUUAGCUGAAUGACAGUAAGAGGUGGACCUGCAGGGCCUGGUGUUGAAGGCUUUAUAGCCUUGCUCCAGCCCAGGGCCAGUCCAAGCAGUGGGAUGGACCAGCACAUUCACCUCCCACACACAUCCAGGCUGUUGUGCUUGGCCGGUGGGGACCCUGUGUGCUCCCUGCCCCAGCACCAGGUUUGCAGAGUGGCUCAUGGGCCAGCCUGGAUUAUCCCUCCUGGACUGACUGGCACGGCUACUCACUGGCCCUGAGCACCACUCUCACUAAAAGGAAUCUGAAAAAACCACACCCAGGUCUGACAGUCUCAGCUCUCAAGUGAGCAGGAAGGGAAAAUCCCAAAUAGCAACAUCUUCCAGAGUUUCAGUCUUCUCUGAAAACCUCCCCACUAAAUUUCUGUGGGUACCACUGGGUCUCACAGUGCCACUGCCCCCAUUUGCCUCUCCCAGAACUCCUGCUGUGGCUCAGUUUUCUUGAUGCCACAGAGCAGCUCAACUGCAGAGCUGUGACAUAUGUUAUCAUGUAAAAUUAACCAUAAAUUGAGCUUUUAACUAACAAACAUGGCAUAUCAAAGAGGUAGAGAGAAUCCUUCCACAGUGCUAACUGCCCUUUAAAAUAAAAGUAGUGCUACAAUU
Molecule: messenger RNA, 5549 nt
Organism: Passer montanus (Eurasian tree sparrow)
Lineage: Eukaryota; Metazoa; Chordata; Aves; Passeriformes; Passeridae
Gene: HSPBAP1
Product: HSPB1 associated protein 1
Exons: 8
Coding region: 479-1861 (460 amino acids)
Molecular function (GO): 2-oxoglutarate-dependent dioxygenase activity
Source: RefSeq, a predicted model, not a curated record